Molecule: messenger RNA, 3056 nt
Organism: Sclerotinia trifoliorum
Lineage: Eukaryota; Fungi; Ascomycota; Leotiomycetes; Helotiales; Sclerotiniaceae
Source: the annotation of a GenBank genome assembly
UCAAUCAAUCUAAUCAGAUAAAAAUUUUCACACCCUGCUUUGACUUUUCCUAUCUUUUUUGUGGAUGUAGAUAGAUGGAACAGUUGGAACUGCUUGCUACUCCGGGAUUAUUAGGUGAAGGAGAAAAAAAUAUGGAGAACUGGUGGGGUGUUUCGUUUUGUGACGAAAGAUGAAUAGGACGAAUUAGAGAGGGAUUGGGACUUUUUCGGGACGUUUUAUGCCACCGGUUGGUUUUAAUUACGGCGUGAGUGAUGAUCUAUAUGCAUCAUUUAAAUGGAGCCAAGUUGCGGUGGAGGAAAGAGCUUUUUCGUGGAUGAUAUGAUGGUUGUUGGAGGUCUUUUGUUUCUUUUUUUGCUGAGUGGCAUGAGAUAUUUUCCAUGUUGGAAGGUUUCUUUGAAGUGAAGACUCUGCGUGUUCACACACGGCCACAUCAAGAACCUGCUCAGAUUAAGAUGGCGUUCGGCCGUCAAUUUACCCAGCUUCAAGCCAAACCAUCUCCAUACAUACCCUACUAAACCUGCUUUAUGUUAACUAGGGAUUGGAUGUAAUGGAUCUCUGUCUCCUUACGUCACAAGAUGCCGAUGCAACUGACAUGUAGGAAUUUAGGUGUACCAGCCUCCAGGAAGACCGUACAUUGUACAACAAUCCUGAGUCCCGCUUCUCCCGACCUUCCAAAUCGAAAUGGAAAUUCUCCCGAGGAAAAUUUAGUCAUGCCAAUGUACGACGCGUACCCCAUUUUUUUUACCAUGGGUCUCAUCAGGGAUGGACGGCUAUCUGGAUCCUGCAUGCAUCUCGGUUUGAUUAUUAUCUUAUCUGAUCUUUUGGAACUAUCCUUCUGUUCUCGUAUGUACUUACAUUUCCGUCUUUAGACUUCUAGCCUUUUCUUUCUUUCACAAUGCAAUCUCUUUACGGAGUCGAGAAUGAAACUCCUCGUUUGUCUAUUGUUCAGGGCGCUUCAAGUCCUCCGUUAUUAGAACUUACUCUUGGAGAUCUUCUGGAUCAGCAAACGAGGCUUCGUGCUGGAUAUGAGUGUUUAGUAUGUCCGUCUUUGGGGACGAGAUGGUCGUAUGGAACGUUGCAGGAGGAGAGUGUUGCUGUGGCUCGUGGUCUGUUGUCGUUGGGUAUAAAAUCGGGAGAUAGAAUUGGGAUAUUGGCGGGGAACUGCGCGGAGUACAUUUCUGUUUUCUUCGCCGCGGCUUAUAUUGGAUGUAUACUGGUGGUCUUGAAUAAUACUUAUACAACACAAGAAGCGAAGAACGGGCUGAAACAUGCUGGUAAGAUGAUUUGUGAGGUUUCGAAGACUGAUGCUGAUAAAUAUUAGGUUGCCGAAUCUUGUUCACUGUACCGAAAAUUGGAAAGCAGAGUACUGAAAGACUUAUCUCAGAACUAGGGCCUUUACCAAAAGAAAAUGGAAAUUCUGAAGCUCUGGAAAGGGUGGUGAUAUUGAGGGGUUCUCGAAAUGGUUUCAUGAACUACGACGGACUGAAACAUCAAGGUCAAACAAGUUUAAUGGAGGAAUUUGAGAGAGUAAAGAAGAGAGUCAAGCCGGAAGAUAUCGUGAAUUUACAGUUCACCAGUGGAUCGACAGGAAGUCCCAAGGCAGCAAUGCUUACACACUUGUAAGUACUACCUCAUAUGGUCGAGCUGAAAAAGGAAGGCCCCUUUCUGACAGCCUUUCAUAGUAAUUUAGUCAAUAAUGCCAACUCAAUCGGCGACCGUCUGGCAUUCACAUCCCGAGAUAUCUUAUGUUGUCCACCACCACUGUUCCACUGUUUCGGCUUGGUACUGGGUGUCUUAGCAAUUAUAACACAUGGCGCGAAAAUCAUUCUUCCAGCGGAGACCUUCGAUGCUUCCGCGGUACUGCGGGCAGUAUCGGAUGAGAAGUGCACUGCACUUCAUGGUGUCCCAACCAUGUUUGAGGAAAUUCUGAGCCUACCACGGCCAGAAGGUUUUAAUUGUGAUAAUUUGAGGACGGGGAUAAUAGCUGGGGCACCAGUACCGAGACCUUUAAUGAAGAGAUUAUUGACGGAGUUGAAUAUGCGGGAAUACACAUCUAGUUAUGGUAAGUCAGGAUCAUGAAUGGUAGACGAGUGUAAAUUGACGAAGUUUAUAGGUUUAACGGAAACUUCACCAACUUGCUUCAAUGCCUAUACUUACGACACUAUCGACACGCGUCUAACGACUGUUGGACAGAUCCUUCCACAUCUUCGUGCGAAAAUCAUUGAUCGAGAUGGAAAUAUCGUUCCCCAAGGCGCAAGAGGAGAGCUUUGCAUAUCUGGAUAUUCCUUGCAGAAGGGAUAUUGGAACAAUGAGGAGAAGACGGCAGAAGUAAUGGUUAAAGAUAAAGAUGGAAUCUUGUGGUUAAAAACAGGUGAUGAAGCUUCUUUCGACGAAAGAGGAUAUUGCUCUAUCACUGGGCGUUUCAAGGAUAUUAUUAUUCGAGGCAAGUUAUCAAUCAAUGAGGGAUGUUAGCAGAAAAUUAACUUUUCCUUAGGUGGUGAAAAUAUAUAUCCCCUCGAAAUCGAAACUCGUCUCGAUGCCCACCCUUCGAUCUCCCGAGCGAUAGUAGUUGGCAUUCCAGAUCACAAAUAUGGAGAAGUUGUCGGCGCCUUCCUAGAUGUGCGAGAAGAUUCGGCGGCAGUUAAAAAGAAGCUUUCAGAUGCAGAAAUAAGAGAUUGGACAAGAAAAGAGUUAGGAUGGCAUAAGGCACCCUACCAUGUAUUUUGGUUUGGAGAAGAAGGAUUGAAGAUGGAAACUCCUAAGACGGGUAGUGGAAAGGUUAAGAAGUUUGAGUUGAGAAAUGAAGGAGCUAAGAUUGUGAAAGAGAGAAGCAUGAUGCCUAAGCCCAAGUUGUAGAUUAGACUAUCGGGAAGGACAAACUGUCACCUGGGACUUGUGAUUGGGUAUAGCGUGUAGAUAGAUUAUUUUUUGUAAAUUGUUUUCUAGUAUAUGAUCUUCAUGUCGGCACUUGUCCCCGAAGGUAGCACGCCAUUAACGCAUCUAGCCGUGCUUAAAAUUAGCCUAGCAGCGCUCCAUGCUGAAAUGUGGAUGAUCGG